Durio zibethinus is the source of this 3281-nucleotide messenger RNA. The record is from RefSeq and is a predicted model, not a curated record. Lineage: Eukaryota; Viridiplantae; Streptophyta; Magnoliopsida; Malvales; Malvaceae.
UUUAUCCAAAAAAAAUGACAGAAAAAAAAAUAGAGAUAAAGGUGUUGUUUGGGUAAAUAAUUUAAGUAUAUUUAUAGAGAGAGUGUGGUAGUUCUGGUUGGUGAUUGUUGUUCGUUGUCUCUAUUAAUCUUCCUUCUUUCAAAAAAAAAAAAAAAGAAAAACCUUGAGCUCAAAUAUUUGCUUAUUAUUUGCUCUAAGCUUUUAGAUCUUGCCUCGGUUCUACUUUACUUUCUGAUCUACUGUGUUGACUCAAUGUCGAACACCGAGCGAUUCGCUGAGAAGAUGAAAUGCUGAGGAAUUUUGUUCCUUUGAUUGAUUGAAUAUUUCAAUGUUAAUCUGCGAAAAUGUCGGCUUCGUUAACGGCAUUCGAGCGGCCCAGAGGGGGAGCCUCAAACACGGUUUUCAAGAGUGGCCCUCUGUUCAUAUCCUCAAAAGGGAUUGGUUGGAAGUCUUGGAAGAAGAGGUGGUUUAUCCUCACACGCACUUCCUUGGUGUUCUUUAAAAAUGAUCCUAGUGCCAUACCACAAAGAGGUGGUGAAAUUAAUUUGACUUUGGGGGGUAUUGACUUGAACAAUUCUGGAAGUGUCGUUGUUAGAGAAGAUAAAAAGUUGUUGACUGUACUGUUUCCUGAUGGGCGUGAUGGACGGGCUUUCACUCUUAAGGCAGAGACAUCAGAGGAUUUGUAUGAGUGGAAGACAGCUUUAGAACAUGCCCUUGCACUAGCGCCAAGUGCUGCACUUGUCAUGGGACACAAUGGGAUCUUCCGAAAUGACACAACUGAUACAGUUGAAGGGUCAUUCUAUCAAUGGAGAGACAAACGCACUGCUAAAUCAUUGCUUGGAAGACCGAUUUUGCUUGCACUUGAAGAUAUUGAUGGGAGCCCUUCAUUCCUAGAGAAAGCUCUGCGAUUUCUCGAGAAAUAUGGAACAAAAGUUGAGGGAAUUCUACGUCAGUCUGCAGAUGUUGAGGAGGUUGAUCGCAAAGUUCAAGAAUAUGAACAGGGCAAGAAUGAAUUUGGUUCUGACGAGGAUGCUCAUGUUGUGGGAGACUGUGUUAAGCAUGUUCUGAGGGAGCUACCCUCGUCCCCAGUUCCUGCAUCCUGCUGUACUGCAUUGCUGGAGGCUUACAAAAUUGAUGGGAAGGAAGCUCGGAUAAGUGCAAUGCGGUCUGCGAUAUUAGAGACAUUUCCUGAACCAAACCGGCGUCUGUUACAAAGGAUUCUGAAGAUGAUGCAUACAAUCUCAUCUCAUUCUCAUGAGAAUCGAAUGACUCCAUCUGCUGUAGCUGCUUGCAUGGCACCCUUGCUUUUACGCCCCCUAUUAGCUGGUGAAUGUGAUUUGGAGGAUGACUUUGAUGUUAAUGGUGAUAAUUCUGCCCAGCUUCUUGCUGCUGCAAAUGCUGCUAAUAAUGCUCAAGCCAUUGUUACAACUCUUUUGGAGGAGUAUGAGAAUAUUUUUGCUGAUGAAAAUCUACAAAGAUGUUCUAUUUCAGCUGAUUCUAGGAUUGAUAAUAGUGCUAGUGAAGAUUCGACUGAUGAUGAAAAUCCAGAUAUGAAAGACAAUGGCUACCAUGAUGCAGAAAAUGAAGCUGAUCCAGACACGGAUGAAGAUCCUGAACGCGUUCUCAGUGGGAAAUUAAGUGAAAGCAGUGGUUAUGCAGGCAGUGAUCUGUAUGACUAUAAGGCAUUUGGAGAUGAUGGUUCAGAUGUUGAAUCCCCUAGAGACAAUCAUACUCAGGCUGAGAGUUCAAUCUUAGCUGUAGAUCCUCUACAGAUGAGAGAUCCUGAUCCUCGGCUAGAGGAACAAUGUAAGCAAAAUAAAGGAAAUGAAAAUCCAAUUAAUGAGAUAGAUGUCCCAAAUGUGCUACCUACCAGUGAAUUAGAUAUAGGUGAGAUUUGUUUCAAUGGAUCUGGUGCCAGAAAGACACCGUCAAUGGAAUCUGUUGAUUCUUCUGGCGAAGAAGAGCUUGCCAUACAAAGGCUUGAGUUCACAAAGAAUGACCUGCAACAUUGUAUUGCUAAAGAGGCUAGGGGCAAUGCAAUUUUACAAGCUAGCUUGGAAAGAAGAAAACAAGCAUUGCAUGAACGUCGCUUGGCACUUGAACAUGAUGUCUCUAGAUUGCAAGAACAGCUACAAGCUGAAAGGGAUCUUCGAGCGGCACUUGAAGUUGGAUUGAGCAUGUCAUCUGGACAAAUUUCUAGUUCACGUGGAAUGGAUUCCAAGACAAGGACUGAGCUUGAGGAGAUUGCUCUUGCCGAAGCUGAUGUGGCUAGAUUGAAGCAGAAAGUUGCAGAACUACAUCAUCAGCUGAAUCAGCAACGGCAGCAUCAUUACGGUUCUCUCUCUGAUGCAUGUGACCGUUAUCAACAUGUCCAAAAUCAUAAUUCUCAACUGAGGUUUCUUCAGCAAGAUUUUGACACAACCCUUGCUUUUUGUAAUCAUGAGAGGAAACAAAGAACAGAGGAAAGAAAAAGAAAGGAGGAAAGAGAGGAGGCUGCCAUUGUGCGUAGUGGCUGUUGUUCAGAUGUGAUGUGCUCUGACGUAAGAGUGGCGGGAAGAAAUCUAGAUAGAGAAUCCCAAGCUGUGAGAAGGAAUCUACAGGGGAAAGAAAGGCUAGAGAGAAAAAAAAUUCAGCCCAUCUCUGGAAAUGAACAGAAGAAGGGUACUGUAUGUAAAAGGAUGCUGAAAUGCACCAUGUGUUGGGCACCUGGGUCGGUCAAGCAGUUGACUAAUGAUCACACCUCUUGCUUAACUGCUCUCUUCUCAAAUCCGCCAUUGCUACUGGUAUCACAGGAGAGUUUGUCAGGGCCAGACUGGAGGAAUGUUAAAGGACAGGGAUUGGCAGUUGGCAACAGCAGCAGGCAGCCUACUCGAAAGCAAUUUAUGGAUUUGACAAGCUCGAGUGACUCAAAAAGUACUGAGGUAUCAGCAAAUAUGUCUGUGGAUGAGCUUUGUGUUGUUGAUUCUGCCUCUAUCCCAUCCGCUUCAAGAGCAGUAGAGGUAAUUGAUUAUCCAAGACAUCCAUCAGCAGCAACUUCUGCUCUGGUAGAAUUAACAACCCGUCUUGAUUUUUUCAAGGAGAGGCGUUCCCAACUAAUGGAACAGCUCCACAACCUUGAUCUGAACUAUGGCGCAUCCUCUCAGGAUUUUGUAUACAGACCAUCGACAUCACCCCCAUGGAACUAACCGGGAAUGGAAUAUAGUGAAUCUGGAGGAACAAUGUUUGUCUUGACGUACAUCCUAAAUUGUUGCUUAUAAAUUUAUUUCUUUUCUUUUCCUUUU